Molecule: messenger RNA, 1080 nt
Organism: Colletotrichum acutatum
Lineage: Eukaryota; Fungi; Ascomycota; Sordariomycetes; Glomerellales; Glomerellaceae
Product: FMN-dependent dehydrogenase
Exons: 3
Coding region: 1-1080 (359 amino acids)
Molecular function (GO): oxidoreductase activity; FMN binding
Source: RefSeq, a predicted model, not a curated record
AUGGAACACUUUGCCUUGCGAAAGAUGAGCCCGAAAGCCAUCUCGUACUACGCCUCUGGAACCGAUGACGAGGUCACUAAGAUUGGGAAUGGCACCAUUUUCCGAUCCAUUCUCCUACGACCACGGGUUUUUGUUGACUGUACCCGGUGCUCCUUGUCGACAAACCUCCUUGGAAAUGCAGUUGGAAUGCCAAUCUACGUUUCGCCCGCGGCCAUGGCCAAAUUGGCGCACCCAGUAGGCGAGGCAGGCAUUGCAGCGGCGUGCUCAAAGUUCAAAGGGUUGCAAAUCAUCAGCAAGAAUGCGUCAAUGUCUCCCUUGGCGAUUGUGCAGGCCGGCCCAGACGCCACUUUUGCCUGGCAGCUCUACGUUCUGAAGGAUAUCGAAGCGACCGAGAAGACAUUGGCACAGAUUCGAGCCAUUCCACAAAUCAAAUUCAUCGUGCUCACACUAGACGCUCCAUUCCCCGGCAAACGAGAAGCAGACGAGCGAUUCAAGAUGGCAGAGAUUGCGGGGGGUGCGCCACCGGGGGUAUGGGGCACAGAGUCGGGACUGACGUGGAAGGAGACGCUCGCCUGGCUUGCCAAACACACGACUCUCCCGAUUGUGCUGAAAGGCAUCCAGACGCACGAGGAUGCGUAUGCGGCGACCCUGUUUCCGAGUGUGAAGGGCAUCAUCAUUUCGAAUCAUGGUGGACGGGCCCUGGAUACGACAAUGACGCCUGUACAAGUACUUCUGGAGAUUCGGAAGUUCUGUCCCGAAGUGUUUGACAAGAUUGAUGUUCUCAUCGAUGGAGGUAUCAAAAGAGGUACAGACGUCGUCAAAGCUCUUGCUCUAGGAGCCAAGGGUGUCGGCAUUGGAAGGGCGGCACUGUACAGCUUAGCUGUUGGGGGACAAGCGGGUGUUGAAAGGGCAUUACAGAUUCUUGCGGAUGAGACCGCCACCGCAAUGAGGCUGCUUGGUGUUGAGUCUGUGGAUCAACUUGGACCAAGACACAUUAACACGAAUGGUUUACAAGCGCAGCUUUAUGAUGGAUCGUCCGGCCUCGAAGCGAUCGAUAUAGAGUUGAAGUCAAAGUUGUGA